Messenger RNA from Parnassius apollo (apollo), 606 nucleotides. The record is from the annotation of a GenBank genome assembly. NCBI's taxonomy places the organism in Eukaryota, Metazoa, Arthropoda, Insecta, Lepidoptera, Papilionidae.
AUGAUUAAAGCUAUAAGAGAGACGUUUGGGGCACACAAACAUAUCCCAUGUUUUGCUCACAUGAUAAAUAGAGUUGCUGAAGAGGCCACAAGAAAAACUUCCGGACUGAGUGAUAUAAUAGAGCUUGUUAGGAAUAUAGUAAAAUAUAUAAAAAAGAGACAAACAAUGGCAUUGGAAUUAAAAAGAAAGCAAAUAGAAAAUAAAAUACCCGAUGGAAAAGCUCUUAAAGUGAUACUUGAUGUAAAAACGAGAUGGAAUUCCUUGUACUACAUGCUUGAACGAUUUUUGGAUUUGGCGCCAUAUAUAAGUGACAUAGUUUUUUGUAAAAUAGAUGUACCUUCAAUGUUGACAGCAGUUCAGCUCAACACUAUAAAAGAUGUUGCUUAUGUUAUGCGUUCACCGGAAACUAUGACAAGAGAGGCUUCUGCCGAACGUUACGUCACAAUUUCUAAAAUUGUACCCAUGAUGAGUUGUGCAAUUGACCAAUACAAGGAAUUGGGAGUGACUUCGACUAUUGCUGACGAAUUAAAGAGAAAUAUUACGCUGGAAAUAGAAAAGCGUUUCGCCUAUCUUGAAUACUCGUUCCUUGUAAUAAACAAAAUGUAA